Molecule: messenger RNA, 1269 nt
Organism: Hylaeus volcanicus
Lineage: Eukaryota; Metazoa; Arthropoda; Insecta; Hymenoptera; Colletidae
Exons: 2
Coding region: 117-1157 (346 amino acids)
Source: RefSeq, a predicted model, not a curated record
AACAUGGAAGACCUUCUACAGAAUUUAAAGUAUCUGGCGAUGGAUCAUGGAAGAAACGUGGGUUUACGUCAUUAUACGGUGUUACAACAAUUAUUGGAUACUACACUGGCAAAGUAAUGGAUUUCGUCGUAAAGAGUGGCUACUGUCAGGCUUGUACGUUUUGGAGUAAUAAGAGAGAUACCGACGAAUAUAUUGAGUGGUAUGAACAACACGAGGAAGAGUGUUUCGCAAACCACUAUGGUUCAGCGGGUAAAAUGGAGGUCGAUAGUAUACAGGAAAUGUUUUUAAGGUCGGAGGAGAAAUUUGGAGUCAAAUAUCGGAAUUAUAUUGGAGACGGUGAUUCCAAAACGUACAAAGGUAUUUUAGAUUGCAAUCCAUAUGGCGAUGAUUACCCUGUAACAAAAAGUGAGUGCGUAGGACACGUGGAAAAACGGAUGAGCACACGGCUCAGAAAUUUAGAAAAAACAGAAAAGCUUGGUGGAAAAGGAAAAUUAACAGACAUUUUAAUUAAAAAAUUAACCACAUAUUAUGGACUAGCGAUAAGACGAAAUGUAGAUUCCGUGACCGAUAUGAGAAAAGCCAUAAUGGCAACAUUACACCAUCUGUGUUCCACAAAUGAAAAUCCAAAUCAUGACAAUUGUCCAAUCGGAGCCGACAGCUGGUGCGAGUGGCGGAAGGCUCAGGCGGCAGGUCAACAAAAAUUGUUCGACCAUCCACCCCCACUUCACCGAGAUGUCGCUAAACACAUACGACCUAUUUACGAAGAUCUUUCGAAGGAUGAUCUGCUAAUUCGAUGUUUAGGUGGCCAUACCCAGAAUUCGAACGAAAGUUUCAAUUCUACAGUCUGGCGCCUAGCACCGAAACAUUUAAAUUCAGGCCUAAAAAUUAUCGAAAUUGCCGCUUUCAUUGCUGCCAGCAUUUUUAAUGAAGGGUACUCGUCCAUCCUUCGAAUAAUGAACGCACUACAAAUAAACGUAGGACAACAAAGCAAAUUUUUUGCCGAUACGCACGACGCGCAACGAAUCUCGAGGCAGGAGCGCCGCAGAUCAAGCAGCACGAAGGAGGCUCGAACAGCUUGCAGACUGGUUCAAAUGCAACAAAACGAAUUUCAUGAGGAACCGGAAGGCUUGCUGUAUGGGCCUGGUAUAGCAGACUAACCUCUGAUUACAAUAAGAAUUGGAUAUGCUACAUUGUACACAAUCUGUUACUCUUCGUGGUGAAGUGCUUAUGAAGAUUAUGUAAAUACCAGGAAUAAAAAGUACUAAUUCC